This is a messenger RNA of Budorcas taxicolor (takin), 3878 nucleotides long. RefSeq names its product cordon-bleu WH2 repeat protein like 1 (gene COBLL1). The coding region runs from base 1 to 3828 and encodes 1275 amino acids. The record is from RefSeq and is a predicted model, not a curated record. The transcript is spliced from 16 exons. Gene Ontology annotation, molecular function: actin monomer binding. NCBI's taxonomy places the organism in Eukaryota, Metazoa, Chordata, Mammalia, Artiodactyla, Bovidae.
AUGGGGCAGGCAGUGACGCGCUGCCUCGGAGCCAGAGCCCGCGCAGCGCCCUUCAAGACGAUGGACGGCCGAGCCCCGCGCGUGCAGGACGCUCCGGCGGCGCUCCCGCCGGCCGCACCCGCAGGGAGAAAGCCAAAAGCCAAGGCACCACUUCCUCCAGCUGAGACCAAAUGCCUUGAUGCCUCUUCAGUUGAUGAUUCUGUAGAAUCUUCUGCUUUUAUCAUGGAUCAGAAAGAGAACAUGAUGGAUAAAGACAUUGAACUCUUGGUGGUUCUACCUGGAGAUAUUAUCAAGUCUACUACUGUUAAUGGCAGUAAACCUAUGAUGGACUUGUUGAUUUUCCUCUGUGCACAAUAUCACUUAAAUCCAUCAAGUCACACAAUUGAUCUGCUCUCAGCUGAAAAGAACCCCAUUAAAUUUAAGCCAAACACACCAAUAGGAAUGUUGGAGGUGGAGAAAGUAAUUUUAAAGCCAAAAACUCUGGAUAAGAAAAAACCUACACCUCUAAUACCAGAGAAAACUGUGAGAGUAGUGAUCAAUUUUAAGAAAACGCAGAAGACAAUAGUGAGAGUUAGCCCACACGCACCACUUCAAGAACUUCUCGCCAUUAUAUGCAGCAAAUGUGAGUUUGAUCCAUUACACACACAGUUGCUGAAGGACUAUCAGUCUCAGGAGCCCCUUGACUUGACAAAAUCUCUUAAUGAACUGGGACUGAGAGAAUUAUAUGCCAUCGAUGUCAGCAAAGCCACUUCUGUUACUGCCUUCAAUAAGUCAUCUUUACAAGAGUCCUGCCACAUAUCACAAAACCUAGACCUUAUGAAGGAUAAAGAAAGUAAAGGGUUUUUCAGCUUAUUUCAACGCAGUAAGAAAAAGCGGGAGCAAACUGUCAGUGCCCCUGCGACUCCUCUAGUAAGUAAGCACCGGCCAACUUUUACAAAGAGCAAUACCAUUUCCAAGCAGUAUAUUUCAAACACCCUGCCGUCGGAUGCCCCCAAGAAGAGGCGUGCUCCACUGCCUCCAAUGCCAGGGCCUCAGAGUGCCCCCCAGGACCCUGCGCACAUUCAGGAGAGGCCAGCUUCUUGUAUGGUGAAAUCCCCGAGUGUGGAUGAAACAGAGGAGAGUUCCUAUGGAGCAGGCAGGGUGAGGACGGGUUCUCUGCAGCUCAGCAGCACAUCCGCUGGGAAUUCAUCUUUGAAAAGGACAAAGCGAAAAGCACCUUCCCCGCCCUCGAAAACAGCCCUGCUGCAAAGCGAUGAGAACAGUCAUGUGACUGCCACGCAGUCAGUACCUGCAGUUCCUACCGACAGUGGCGUAGAAGUGAGCUCUUCUGAGGGCCUGUCCAGCCCAGAAGCCUCCCUCGGCCCUGGGAACGAACAGUGCGCUGUGUCCCAGCUGCCCGCCGAAGCCCCUGUCUCGGGGUGCCCUGGAACGCCUGAGGCUGCUGCCACAUCUCUGCCCUCUGGAAUAAGCUCUGAUUAUAGCCUUGAAGAGAUAGAUGAAAAGGAAGAACUGAGUGAAAUGCCUAAAGAUGAGGCUGAAAAUACUUUUCUGAAGUCACAAGACAUUCCUACUGUAUCUACUGAUAUAAUAAAUACACUGAAAAAUGAUCCUGACUCAGCCCCUGGCAGUGCUGCUGGAGAGUCCUCACAAAACUCCGAAGAAGAAAAGCAAGGAACUAGAAACACAGAUGAACAAAGGCCACACAUUGUGGUAUAUAAUUCAAGCGACAAAGAGACGGUAGUUGACAGUGUAAGAAACUUUAAGUCACUGGACCCAAACCAAGAGAAAGCAGAUCAACAUGAAAUAAUUGUCAUUCCAACAGACAGAGAAAAUAAUAUGAAAAAUGGAGAGAGGGGAACAGAAAUCAAUGUAGCAGGUGUUGCCAAAAAUAACAACGUGGACAUAGAAGUUGACAGACUAUCAAAUUAUCAGGCAUAUAAAACUGAUACUGCUGGAUGUUACAAAGAAAAUCAUCUUUCUGUUUCAUCAGCACCAGAUCAAAACCUGAUUCAACCCAGUGCAGAAAAGACAAAAAUGCAAGAUGCGGCAAUUCAGACAAUCCCUGCCUGUGACAGUUUUGAUGGGGAUCAGCAAGAUCAUAAUUUGUCUGACGUCAAAGUUGAUGAAAGUGUGCAAACUUCAAGUAACAACAAAUCAACUCAACGCUUCUCUUUGAGCCCACAAGAUUCUGUAGAUAUCUCAAGAGAAUUCAGGAGUCAAGGCCCCCUUGUUGUACAUACAGAGGAGCAACUCACCAUAAAAGAUCCAUCUUGUGCAGGUGGUAAUGACAAUCUUUUGCCUCCUAUAGAUGGAACUGAUAAAAAUUCAACAGCUUCUUAUGUAAAGAAUUAUCCAUUUUACAGACAAGAUUAUAUUCCCAAGCCAAAACCUUCAAAUGAAAUUACAAGAGAGUACAUACCCAAAAUUGGGAUGACUACUUAUAAAAUAGUGCCUCCCCGAUCCCUAGAAAUAUCCAAAGAUUGGGAAUCGGAAACCAUAGGGUAUAAAAAUGAUCAAGAGAUACAUACUUUAGGGAAAAAGGACACUUAUGAGAAUGUAAAAGAAACGACAAUCCAAACAGAAGAUCUCGUCAUUUCUGAAAGCCCAAAGGAGUCACAAGCAGACCUGAAAUCAAAGCCUACCCUGAGAACAGAGCAGCAGAUGCAAAGUGAGGAGAGCUUAACCAGCAGCAGAACGGCGAAUCCUCUGAAGCCUCCCAGAAUGACGAGUGACACUGGCACGGCUCCUUUUGCGCCAAAAUUGGAAGAUAUAAACAAUAUUUUGGAGUCAAAAUUUAAAUCGCGGGUUUCAAAUCCCCACUCCAAACCAAGUGCUUUUUUCUUGCAGAUGCAAAAAAGAGUUUCAGAUCACUAUGUGACAUCUGCAGCCGCCAAGAGUGUUCAAGCUGCCUCUAAUCCUGCUCCAAAGGGAUUAAUGAAGAAAGAGGUGGAAAGAGAUACAAUACCUCCUCCAGAGCCAGCUCUUUCUCCCUUAAGUAAAACUAUUCAAUCUCUUCCACAGACACACAUUCAAAACACUGAUGAUGACAGCAAUCAGAAGCCUACCCAAACCUCUCCUUCUCCUGUGGCCUCUCCGCCGCCUCCACUUCCUCCUCCUCCCGUGGCCGCCCCCCUUCCCCCUCCUCCCGUGGCCUCCCCCCUUUCCCCUCCUCCCGUGGCCUCCCCCCUUCCCCCUCCUCCCGUGGCCUCCCCGCUUCCCCCUCCUCCCGUGGCCGCCCCGCUUCCCCCUCCUCCCGUGGCCUCCCCCCUUUCCCCUCCUCCCGUGGCCUCCAAACCUGUUCCUCUGCCCAAGAGUCAGUCAGCAAUGCUGAAUCUGAAAACUCUGAAAACUUUUGGUGCCCCACGACCAUACUCCAGCUCUGCUCCUUCACCAUUUGCCCUCGCCGUGGUGAAACGGUCACAGUCUUUCAGCAAAAGCCCUACAGAGUCAUGCAGUGAGGAGGUCAAGGGUGCCUCUGCCAGAACGCCAACUGAUGCAGAGAAAGGGAAGAUUCCUUCUGUAAAUACAUCUGGGAACAUGCCACAACUAGGUGUGAGUGAUAAGGAAAAUAACUCUGCGCAUAAUGAACAGAAUCCUCAAAUACCAUCUCCAACUGACUGCCCGUCGGUCACCCUUAAGAGACAAAGUUCUUUGACAUUCCAAAGCUCUGACCCAGAACAGAUCCGACAGAGUUUGCUGACUGCCAUUCGUUCUGGAGAGGCUGCUGCCAAAUUGAAAAGGGUUACAGUUCAAUCAAAUACAAUAUAUGUGAAUGGAAAGUCAAGACUCAGCCGUUCUGUGUCCCUUGAUUCCCCGGGUAACCGUUAAAUGUUGCCCUGCCAUGCCACACUUCACCACCUCUGCUGCGCAGAACAACU